Molecule: messenger RNA, 1450 nt
Organism: Panicum virgatum (switchgrass)
Lineage: Eukaryota; Viridiplantae; Streptophyta; Magnoliopsida; Poales; Poaceae
Product: WAT1-related protein At1g09380-like
Exons: 3
Coding region: 171-1238 (355 amino acids)
Cellular component (GO): plasma membrane
Molecular function (GO): transmembrane transporter activity
Source: RefSeq, a predicted model, not a curated record
CACCACUGGGUUGACUGACCAUUGCAUAUAUUAUUCUCUGUCUCUCCCAGCUUGAGCUAGCUGCAAGCAAUGCAAGAAGUAAGGCGGUCUUGUUGUUGCUGCCUGCCUGCGCCUAUAUAUCCUGUCCCCGCCGCUGGCUCGAGCUCGCCAACCUAGCUCCAAUUCGAAUAAUGGGCGGCGGCGGCGAUGAUGCGGGCAAGCCGGUGGCGGCGAUGGUGGUGGUGCAGGUCGUCUUCGCCGGCGUGAAUAUCGUGUACAAGCUCGCCGUGUCGGAUGGCAUGGACAUGAGGGUGCUCGUCGCCUACCGCUACCUCUUCGCCUCCGCCUUCCUAGCGCCGCUCGCAUAUUUCAUCGAGAGGAGGAACCGAACCAAAUUGACGUGGAGAGUGGUGGUGCUGUCUUUCAUCUGCGGCCUCACCGGGGGCUCUCUGGCGCAGAACCUGUACAUCUCCGGCCUGAAGCUCACCUCCGCCACCUUCGCCACCGCCACCACCAACCUCAUCCCGGCCGUCACCUUCCUCCUCGCCCUCAUCUUCCGCUACGAGCGCCUCGCCAUCCGCACCUUCUCCGGCCAGGCCAAGCUCGCCGGCACCUUCCUCGGCGUCGCCGGGGCCAUGCUGCUCACCCUGUACAAGGGCGCCGACAUCACGCCCUGGCACAGCCGCAGCCGGCAUCAUGCUGCCGAGGCCGAGGCGGAGGCCACCAACCGCGCCAUGGGCUCGCUGCUCUGCAUCAGCAGCUGCUUCAUCUACGCGCUGUGGCUCAUCCUCCAGGCCAAGCUGAGCAAAGAGUACCCCUUCCACUACUCCAGCACGGCCAUCAUGUGCGUGAUGAGCACCCUGCAGUCCGUGGCCCUGGCGCUCUGCUACGACAGCAGGGACGUCGCGCGGUGGCGCCUCGGCCUGGACGUCAGGCUGCUCUCCGUCGUCUACUCGGGCGUCCUCGCGUCGGGCGUCAUGCUGGUGGUGCUCUCCUGGUGCGUGAAGCGGCGCGGCCCUCUGUUCGCCUCCGUCUUCAACCCGCUGAUGCUGCUGGUGGUGGCCGUGCUCAGCUCGCUGCUCCUCGGCGAGAGGCUGCACCUCGGCAGCGCGCUCGGCGCGGUCCUCAUCGUCAUGGGGCUCUACGCCGUGCUCUGGGGCAAGGGACGCGAGACCAAUAAGGUUGCCGACGAGGACGCCAAGGUCGUCGUCGGCGACCUGCUGCCCACCACCGCCGAUCAUCAGCAGCAGCCGGAAUGAAUUCAUUUUCUAUGACAUGCAUGAGUCGGAUAGCAGCAGAGAUGAGAUGGAAUGGAAUGAAAUGAGUUAUCGGAAAGGAAACAAGACCGUACAUGUGUAGGUAGGCUGACAUGCCUUUUUUCGGCCCGUUAGAGAAAUUGUAUGUCGUGUUGAUUCUGAUCCAAAGUGACCCCUCAGUUCGGCCCAUUAAACAACUGGCGUGAUCAAAUUCA